AUGUUUUCGGGAUCCAUUUCUCACUUCUGCACAUUGUCCACUCAUUUUACCGCCACGGUCCUUGAUCUCUCAGAUAACCAAUUGACAGGAGAGCUUCCCGAUUGCUGGAUCUUCACAGGCUUUUUAGAACUUCUCAAUUUGGCAAAUAAUAAGUUCUCAGGUGAAAUCCCCCCAAGUUUGGGCUCGCUGUUUCGACUAAAGAUGUUACAUUUGCGAAAUAAUAAUUUAAUUGGCGAACUACCUUCCUCUUUGAAGAACUGCAGAGAGUUGCGCAUGCUUGAUGUGGGAGGAAACAAGUUAACAGGUACUAUUCCACAAUGGAUAGGAACUGACGUAGCAAAUUUGAAAGUUCUUAGCCUUCGAUUUAAUAAAUUUCAUGGAAACAUACAUCCUAGAAUUUGCCACCUUGCCGAUAUUCAAAUCUUGGACUUUUCAAGGAAUAAUAUAUCGGGGAAAAUUCCCGAUUGUUUCAACAAUUUCACUUCUCUUGUUCAAAAGGGUAAUUCAACUGAAAGCACUAGAUUUUAUUUAUAUCCCAUUUCCGGAAAUCACUUUGAGCGUGUACCUUACAUUGAUACUUAUGCUGACAAUGUUUUGGUUCACUGGAAAGGACGAGAGUCUGAAUAUAGAAAACUAGGAAUUUUGAAAGGGAUUGAUCUUUCUAGCAAUAAGUUAGUUGGAACUAUACCUCAUCACUUUUCUGACAUGAGGGGUUUAGUUUUCUUGAACUUAUCAAGAAACCAUUUGACGGGAAGUAUCAUAUCAAGCAUUGGUCAAAUGGAGAUGUUGGAAUGGCUUGACUUGUCUAGAAAUGAGCUUUCUGGGAAGAUCCCGAACAGCCUUGCUGAAUUACAUUUCCUCAGCGUUUUGGACUUAUCAUACAAUAAUUUAACGGGAAUGAUUCCAUUAGGCACUCAACUACAGAGCUUCCACCCCUCAACGUAUGCUGGGAAUAGCCAACUCUGUGGGCUUCCUCUGGCGAAGUGUCCUAGUGAUCAUGGACAUGGCGGAAAGGGAAACAACAUUGAAGAAGAAGAAGAUGAUGAGUUUAUAAGUCGAGAUUUUUAUAUUUGCAUGGUAUUUGGUUUCAUUACUGGAUUCUGGGCAGUUCUUGUUACUCUGUUUCUCAAGCAUUCAUGGUGA
Molecule: messenger RNA, 1143 nt
Organism: Fraxinus pennsylvanica
Lineage: Eukaryota; Viridiplantae; Streptophyta; Magnoliopsida; Lamiales; Oleaceae
Source: the annotation of a GenBank genome assembly